AUGUCCAGCUUACAGCCAGCCCAUAAAGGGAUCUUGGUUCUACUCGGGAUCGCCCUAGUUUUCUUCUACUUCCAGGGAAGCUCAGACUAUGGUGCAUCCUCCACCUUAAAGCAUCGCACAAAGGUAUACAGACGAUGUGUUACACCACGCACUAUCGCUCUCACUUAUGACGAUAAUCCUAAUGAGGGGAUAUACGACCUCUUGGCGCUCUUGAAGAGCUACAACGCAACAGCGACGUUUUUUCCAAAUGCUCCGCACCAUUACCAUACAGUGAAGCUGGAUAAAUACGUCCAAGCUGCAUAUAAAUCUGGGCAUCAAAUUGGACUCCACACGUGGGACCAUAUCAACCUAGAUGAGGCUGGCCGUGACAAGGCGUUGGAUAAUAUUGAAAAGAUGAAUGCAUGGCUGUAUGAUGUGAUUGGAUCUAGAUCCAGUUUCGUCAGGCCUCCUUAUGGCGCAUGUGAAAUUGAUUGCAGAAUGACCCUGAAUGACAAUGGGUACAGCAUUAUACAGUGGAACAUGGACACAAUGGACUGGAUCUUUGGAAAGGAUGACAAAUAUGAGUCCACCAUUGAGAUCAUCAAGAGCUGGGUACGCAAUCAGCCUAACAUCGAUAAGGACGACUAUGCAGGACCUAUCGUCUUGAUGCAUGGCCGUUACCAUACAAGCGCCACAGUUGUAACGCAACACCUAUUGGAUCUCUUUACCUCUAAGGGUUUUAAAUUUGUAUCUAUUUCGGAAUGUUUGGGCUUUGAUAGACAGUAG
Messenger RNA from Fusarium verticillioides 7600, 765 nucleotides. RefSeq lists its product as hypothetical. Lineage: Eukaryota; Fungi; Ascomycota; Sordariomycetes; Hypocreales; Nectriaceae. The record is from RefSeq and is a predicted model, not a curated record. Gene Ontology annotation, molecular function: chitin deacetylase activity. Gene Ontology annotation, cellular component: membrane. The transcript is spliced from 5 exons. The coding region runs from base 1 to 765 and encodes 254 amino acids. Gene Ontology annotation, biological process: carbohydrate metabolic process.